UAAAUUUCUGACAAAUAAAUAUUUUAGGUUAGGUUUGUCAUUGCAACAUGAAAGUUAAAAGAUAUAAAAAAGUGAGCAGGUAUUUGAGUUUUUAUAUAAAUAGUUUUAAUUUUCGACAACCAUAUCAAUUAUUAAUCGAUGGGACUUUUUGUUUAGCCGCGUUAAACAAUCAAAUAAACAUAGCGGAUAACAUCCCGAAAUAUUUAAACGGCGAAUUAAAAUUACUCACCACGCAAUGUGCAAUAAUAGAAAUGGAAAAAUUGGGGGCGAAAUUACAGGGAGCUUUGUUAAUUUUAAAACAAUAUUCUUUACACAAAUGUGGUCACGAACGACAUCCAAUUUCUGGGGCAAAAUGUUUCUUAUCAAUGGUUGGAAAAAAUAAUGAAAAGCAUUACAUCAUUGCAACACAAGAUAGGGAAUUACAAAGCAAAUUGAGAUCUUUACCUGGAGUUCCUCUGCUUUACUUACAUUCGAAAGCUCCUGUUUUAGAUCCUCCAUCAGAAACUUCAACAAAAUUUGCCAAUUUAAGUCUAACAGAAAGAUAUGGUGUUCAAAAAACUGAACAGGGGACUUUGACAGAAAUUAAGGCUUACAAAGAAGAAGUGGAUGUAAAUAAAAAGCCAAAGAAAAGGAAGGGACCAAAAGGGCCAAAUCCGCUUUCUUGUAAAAAGAAAAAGAAAAAAAUUGGUGACAUAAACAAAGAAUGUGUGAAAAAGGAUAAAAAUAAAUUAAAAAAGAAAAUAAGAAUUUCAAAACAUGUUAGAGAUGAAUUGUUAAAGUCUUCAAUAAAUAACACAUAAUUUUUUAUUA
Messenger RNA from Onthophagus taurus, 810 nucleotides. Its product is annotated as rRNA-processing protein UTP23 homolog. Lineage: Eukaryota; Metazoa; Arthropoda; Insecta; Coleoptera; Scarabaeidae. Gene Ontology annotation, cellular component: small-subunit processome. The record is from RefSeq and is a predicted model, not a curated record.